Messenger RNA from Podarcis raffonei (Aeolian wall lizard), 2763 nucleotides. It is a transcript of the gene RBM28, whose product is annotated as RNA binding motif protein 28. NCBI's taxonomy places the organism in Eukaryota, Metazoa, Chordata, Lepidosauria, Squamata, Lacertidae. The record is from RefSeq and is a predicted model, not a curated record. The transcript has 19 exons. Bases 16 to 2382 code for a protein of 788 amino acids. Gene Ontology annotation, molecular function: RNA binding.
GGCGGUCGGCGGGCCAUGGCGGCGAAGGCGAAGGCGGCGACGGCGGGCGCCGGUCGGACGGUGCUGGUUCGGGGCCUGCCGCCCUCGGCCUGCGCCGCCCAGCUGGAGAGGGAGUUCGGCCGGGCGGGGCCGGUGCGGCGGGCGGUGGCCGUGACGGAGCCCGGCAAGAAAACCUGUCGUGGGUUUGGCUUUGUCACUUUCUCCUUGCCGGAAGACGCUCAGAGAGCCAUCCAGGAGAUCACAGCCUUUGGGAAACGCAAGAUCACGGUAGCCCUUGCUAAUCCGAAACCACGGCAGAAAGGAAAGAAGAAAGAAGGUGCCUCUGCGGCCCCCCAGCGAGGGAAGAAGCCCCCAAAGGCAAAAGGAGCCUCGAAAAAAGCCAGGCUGAUCAUUCGCAACCUGAGCUUCAAGUGCACAGAAGAUGACCUGAAGGCUUCGUUCUCUCAGUUUGGCACAGUGCUGGAAACUACCAUCCCCAAGAAACCAGAUGGAAAGAUGCGUGGCUUUGCCUUUGUGCAGUUCAAGAACGUCCUGGAAGCAGGGAAGGCCCUGAAGGGGAUGAACAUGAAGGAGAUCAAGGAGCGCCCGGUGGCCGUGGACUGGGCUGUGGCCCGGGAGAAGUACCAAGCGAUGCAGGCAGCGGCAUCUCCCGCAGGGGUCCAGGAGAAGAAGAAGCUAAGCCAGGCCCAGCAAGCGGACACAACUGAGGCUGGCAACGAAGACGACGAUCUGGAAGACGAAAGUUCAGAGCCUGCUGAGCCAGCGAGGCAGGGCAGGUACUUUGAGCAGCUCGCUCCACCGCCUGCAGGUAGCGAGGAGGAGGAGGAGGAAGAAGAAGAAGAAGAGCAAGAGACGCAGGACUCCGAUGAGGAAGAGGGGGAGCCUGGCAAAGCCAUGAGCUCUGAUGAAGAGGAGGAGGAAGAAGAUGACGAGGAUGAAGAUGAAGAAGAAGCUGGCGUCCCUUCGAAGCGGAAAAAAGUCCAGAAGCUCCCAUCAGAUGUCACCGAAGGAAGGACCGUCUUCAUCAGGAAUUUGUCCUUCGACAGCGAGGAAGAGGAACUGGGGGAGCUGCUGGAGCAGUUUGGAGAUCUGAAGUACGUGCGGAUUGUGCUUCACCCGGACACGGAGCACUCCAAAGGCUGUGCCUUUGCCCAGUUCCUGUCCCAGGAAGCUGCCCAGAAGUGCCUUCAGGUGGCUCAGGAUGAGAGCGAGGGCGGGGGGCUGCACCUGGGGGGCCGCCGCCUGCGAGUGGACCUGGCCGUCAGCCGGGAGGAAGCCCAGCAGCUGCGGAGCCAGAAGACGAAGAAACCCACCGGCACCCGGAACUUGUACCUGGCGCGCGAAGGCCUCAUCCGUGCUGGCACAAAAGCUGCCGAGGGGAUGAGCGAUGCUGACCUGGCCAAGAGGGCGCGGUUUGAGGAGCUGAAGCGUCACAAGCUGAAGGACCAGAACAUCUUCGUGUCUCAGACCAGGCUCUGCGUCCACAACCUGCCCAAAGGCAUCGACGACGUCCGGCUCCGGAAGCUGAUGCUGCAGGCGGCCAAGGGAAGCCCCGGCGUCCGGCUCAAGGAGUGCCGUGUGAUGCGUGACCUGAAGGCGCCCGCUGGGAAGGGGAAGGGCCAGUCGCUGGGCUACGCCUUUGUGGAGUUCCAGGAACACGAGCAGGCCCUGGCUGCCCUGCGCCACCUCAACAACAACCCCCAGGUCUUUGGGGACCUGAAGCGUCCCAUCGUGGAAUUCUCCCUGGAGGACCGCCGGAAGUUGAAGCUGAAGGAGCAGCGAGCCCAGCGCAGCCUGCAAAAGCUGAGGCAGAAGCAGCCCCCUGAGGAGGAGGCCGGCCAGCAGCCCAACGCCAGCGCCUCUGGAAAGCUGGCCAGAAGGCGGAAGAAGAAGCCCCCCAAGGCCAAAGAAGCGGAGGGGGCUUCUCAGGGGCACGAGGACCCGCCAGAGCCCCCCGAGAAGAAGCCCAGGGUCUCCCCGGCAGCCAAGCAGCAGCGUCCGGAAGCCCCCCGGCCGGCGGAGGGGGCCAUACCCUGGGCGGGUUUCCAGACGCGGGCGGAAAUAGAACAGGUGGAGCUGCCGGAUGGCAGGAAGCGGUGCAAAGUCCUGCCUCUGCCCUCCAAACGGGGGCCCAAGAUCAGGAAGCGGGACAAGGGAAGGGUGAAGCCCCCCGCAAAGAAGAUGGCCCCCUCCGGCCCAACGCGCAGGCAGGAGAAGAUCAGCCAGGGGCCCAAGCAGGCGCCCAGGAAGCACCCUCGGGGGAAGCGCAGCCAGGCGGAGACCCGCUUUGAGCAGCUGGUGGAGCAGUACAAACGCAAGAUCCUGGGCGGCGGCAACAAGGCUGCGGCGUCAGCCAGGAGGAGCAAAUGGUUUGAGGGCUGAGGGAAGCCCUGGGGGAGACCGGGGAGAGAGAGGGACGGCUGGCUGGGGCUGAGCCCAAGCAAGGGCAGCGUCCACCCCUCCACCCCCAUCUCUGCCAUCUCGGACUACUGGACUGUGCAAGGAAGCAGCCAAGAGCCGCCUGAGCUCUCUUUGCAAGGGUGCAUGGGGGGGGGGGUCUGGUCCCCAAGGUGCCCCCCUCUGCUGGCCAAGGCUAGUCGGCAGAUUUUUCGGGAAGCGCUUGCAGGACCCAGGAUCAGGGAGAUACACACACACCAGCGGGUGAAAAUUUGCCCCAUAUAUUUUUGCCAUCUCUGACCAAGAGAGGCCUGUGUUGUUAUCAUCACAAACGUUUUUUAAUAAAAGGGUUUUAUUUAAAAUCUA